AGAAAGCUUUAAAGAUAAAAGGAAACGUAAUAUACCAGUAGAGAUGUUGCAGCCUGAUCGAUCGAGAAACACCAUUUUCUUGUUAAAAACCGUUGCAAUCCGACGCCGGGGCAAUUAGAACGAAAACGAAAAGCUUCGAGACCAUUAUAUACAGGAAAAGUGGAGACAAAGAAGGGGAACAGAGAACUCUGCUCCAUUUCUUUCUCCCUCUGCCUUUAUCUGUCUUUCUCUCUCUUAAAGUCUCUCUCCCACCGCGGCACUACCUUUCUCUCGUAUCUCUGUUCUCUCUCUCUCUCUCUCUCUCUCUCUCUCUCCCCCUCUCUCUUCUGUGUGCCCUGCCGCCGAAGAUCAAGGGAAAGAAGAAUGGCUGCUGGGUCAGCUGUUGCUAUGAUUGGAGCAAACUUGAGAUUUGGCAUCGGGGCCCCAUAUAACGUAACCUCAAAUGCCACGAAAGUAUUUCAGUGCCAUCCUGGAGGCAUAGCUGAAGCUACAGUUAUAUUUAGCCUUGGGGCCCUCGGAAUGGGUGCCAAUGUCAUUCUGAUGGCUUUAAUAUUAGCCAAACGUCAUCUCCGAAGAUGGUCCCAAGGGCUACUAUUUCAUCAGGCAAUGGUAGACUGCGCAAGGGCAGCGAUUUUAUUGCCUCUUGGGUUGAGCAUAUUGAAUUGCCAACCCGUUAACAAAUGUUCACUUGUCGAGACCGCAUUUCUAUUACUGGUCACUGUCUCAACGGUGAAUAUGCUUACUACCGUCCUAAACGAUAGUCCCGUAUUUCCAGAAAGUGAGGAAGAAGCUGAUCUGACUGCUCCGCUCCUCAUGGACUCGCCUCAGUGCGUAUUAUUCGGAACGUUCAUGAUAUGGUUUGCCAGCAUAACGAUUAAUCUCGGACCAACGUUUCUCAGCGGAGCCCUAGCCGCGAAUACUGAGACCGGACACAACGCCCCAAGCUGUCCCCUGGUUCACGGCCCAUUCCGUCAUUACAUACUAAACGUUUUAUGGAUCGUGAUAAAUGUUAUCUGCGUGCUGCUCACUCUAUUUCAUUUACGGAAAUUGCACCGAGAUUUGACCAAAGCAAACGUGGAAGCGGUUCGCGUGGCUGGAUUAGUUACAACGUUAGUUAGCGUCACUGGAGGGCACGGUGGAUCGAACGGACCGAUCGAUAGUAAUGCUAGAAGAAACUCACGCAACGGAACAACACCCAAAAGAGGCGGUGCCAUAGAGGAACAUCGCAGAAUGAGAAAUUAUCUACGGAGAAUGGAACGCGAAGGAGUUCAAAGAGUGAAAAUGUUCCUGAUCAUAACGGCGGCGUACGUUAUUUUUUGGGGGCCAUUAUUCUUCGUUACACUCGUGCACCAUCCUGUCAUUGGAAACGCAACGGGAUAUGAGGUGACGCUGCACAUCGCUCACGUUCACGCGUUCGUAAACCCAGCAUUAUUCCUGGCGUUACAUCGAGGUUUACGUCAAGGCAUGUCUGACGUGUGUUGCGGAUGCUGCGAGAGCCUGGCUCGGUGGAUAUUGGGAUCAACGGUAAACAGUCCUGUGCAAUCCGUGCAACCACCCAGCUACGAACCACCCCUACGUCUACCCUCGCCCCCAGAUCCUCCGCUGGCUCUUUCUGCAGCAAACACCUGCGACCUGACAGACGUCGCUCUUUUGAAACCGCCAUUGCCCCCGGUUGCCAAACACUUACUCAUGGAUGACUUAAUCGCAGCACCACCAGAUCCCUGGACUUUACCACCAAGACCUAAGAGCACAACGAGUUUGUACCAAGAAGAGAUAUCUCGAAGGCCUAGUUUACUCUUGCCGCCCCCACCCGAAUUGGGUGAUUUAUCGCCAAUAAGCCCUACGAGUAGCGACCUACCCAGCGAAUAGAUCCUUCACGCAAGUCAUUUCGUGGAUGCACACCACAGAGCAGGGUGAAUCCAUGUGUUCAGGAAACUGAUAUUGCUUUCCAAAAUUGUAUACAGUGGCUUCGUACACCACAAAAGGACUACAGAACACAGAAACUAUCAUGUGAUAAACGAGCGGACGGAUUCACCCUGUGUUAAUUUCCCGGUGGUGAGCAUUCACUAAAAAUCCAAUAAGAGUAAAGUGCAUAUUCCCAAAUGGUAAAUGUUUCUUUAGAUGUUAAUACCUAUUCUAUUUACUGAAAAUUUUCAAUAUUCUCUUUUAAUUAUUUGGAAUGAAACUUACGAAAUGAUAAUUGUACAUUACUCAGACUGUAGGUAGUCCUACUGACCUGCAUGAUGGGAAAUUUGAGGAUUCGAAUUCAUAAUUUAUAUAAUUUUAAAGAGCGAAAAGGUCAUCAAUUAGUUGAUACGGUGUUGGUAGUUGGG
Messenger RNA from Diprion similis, 2333 nucleotides. RefSeq lists its product as uncharacterized. Gene Ontology annotation, biological process: G protein-coupled receptor signaling pathway. Lineage: Eukaryota; Metazoa; Arthropoda; Insecta; Hymenoptera; Diprionidae. Gene Ontology annotation, cellular component: membrane. The record is from RefSeq and is a predicted model, not a curated record. Gene Ontology annotation, molecular function: peptide binding; G protein-coupled receptor activity. The transcript has 8 exons. The coding region runs from base 364 to 1869 and encodes 501 amino acids.